This is a messenger RNA of Zingiber officinale, 1408 nucleotides long. Its product is annotated as alpha/beta hydrolase domain-containing protein 17C-like. Bases 131 to 1240 code for a protein of 369 amino acids. The transcript has 5 exons. NCBI's taxonomy places the organism in Eukaryota, Viridiplantae, Streptophyta, Magnoliopsida, Zingiberales, Zingiberaceae. The record is from RefSeq and is a predicted model, not a curated record.
CAAUAAAUCUCUCCUCACGCUGUCACUGGGCGAGAGAGAGAGACACAGAGACGGAGACAGGGGUCACCGUCGUACCGAUCUCCCACACGGCGACAGAGAGAGGGAGAGAGGGAGAGAGAGAGCGAAGGGUAUGGGAGGCGUGACGUCCUCGGUGUCGGCGAAGUUGGCGUUCUUCCCACCUUCGCCGCCGUCGUACGAGGUGGUUACGGAGCCGGAGUCUGGGGUGGUCCGGCUCAGCAACUACCCUCAUCGGGAGAACGUGGAAGUGCUCCGCCUCCCCACCCGGCGCGGCACGGAGGUCGUGGCUCUCUACGUUCGCAACCCCCUCGCCGUGUCCACCGUCCUCUACUCUCACGGUAACGCCGCCGAUCUUGGCCAGAUGUACGAGCUCUUCGUCGAACUCAGCAUCCAUCUUCGCGUCAACCUCUUGGGGUAUGACUACUCUGGAUACGGACAAUCAACUGGAAAGCCGAGUGAGCAUAACACAUAUGCUGAUAUAGAGGCUGCUUAUAAAUGCCUCAAAGAAAACUAUGGUGCCAAGGAGGAUGAAAUUAUCCUAUAUGGUCAAUCUGUAGGAAGUGGACCGACUGUGGAUUUGGCUGCUCGCCUACCUUGCUUACGAGCUGUAGUAUUGCAUAGCCCUAUACUCUCAGGUUUAAGAGUAAUGUAUCCUGUGAAACGUACAUACUGGUUCGACAUCUACAAGAAUAUUGACAAAAUAUCAUUGGUCAACUGUCCCGUUCUAGUAAUUCAUGGCACAGCAGAUGAAGUUGUGGACUUCUCUCAUGGACAGCAACUGUGGGAAAUGUGCAAGGAGAAGCAUGAGCCACUCUGGCUUAAAGGAGGAAAACAUUGUGACUUGGAACUUUUCCCUGAUUACAUCAAACACCUCCGAAAGUUCAUAACAACAGUCGAGAAAUGGAGAACUGACUGCACUUGGAGGACUUGGAGGAAAUGCUCAGAUCACUUUGAACCAUCCAGGAGGAGCACUGAUGGCUUCGAGCCAACAAGGAGGAGCACCAGUCGCCAAGAAAAAACAAAGCCAAACACAGAUCAGCCAAGGAACAAGGACCAGAAGUAUUACAAUUUGGAUAAGUUGGCAAAAUUGGACGUCUCACUCGACCAAAUGGAGAAGUCAAGGAGGAGUUUAGACUGCUUCGGUAUGUUCACAAAGCACAUAGAUCAAAUCGACAGAGGGAGGAAGAGCGUCGACAGAUUGGAUAGGAUACGGGCUAGGUGAAGCGAAAGUAUAACCUCUUUGUAAACCUUACGGUCUUGAUUGUGUCGACCAUCUGCACAUUUGUUUGUGUUACAAAUGAUGUAAUUUGGCUGGAUAGAUGCUUAUUAUACCGUUAGUUGUAUGUUGAAAGGUGAACCUUGUUGAUGAAUGAUUGUAGCUCUUCCUUAA